AUGAUUGAAACAAAUCCUUCCUCCAAUAAACAUCAUGAAAAAGUCCAGUUUUUCAUAAUAAAAAGUUGUCCUGUUGAAUCAGUUUAUGAUUUACGAGAAGAAAGUGAACUCGAUGAUGUAUAUAACGAUUCAUUUGCAUUUAGACGACCUCGAUCUAAUAGCACGGAUUUAUUAAUUCUACGAAAAACUUCCCGACCGUUGUCUGUUGAUGUUAUUGGACUCGUUGACAAUAAUUUAAAUCCUUAUAAGCAAUAUAUGAAAGUUGUUGAUUGUUAUGCAUUAGCUCCACAUACUGGUUCGAUUCUAUUAAUUGAUAUGAAUAUAAAGUCGUUAUCACCACCGCGGACAACUUUUUUCGCUUGA
Dracunculus medinensis (Guinea worm) is the source of this 363-nucleotide messenger RNA. NCBI's taxonomy places the organism in Eukaryota, Metazoa, Nematoda, Chromadorea, Rhabditida, Dracunculidae. The record is from the annotation of a GenBank genome assembly.